Messenger RNA from Paramisgurnus dabryanus, 3110 nucleotides. RefSeq names its product guanine nucleotide binding protein (G protein), q polypeptide (gene gnaq). The record is from RefSeq and is a predicted model, not a curated record. NCBI's taxonomy places the organism in Eukaryota, Metazoa, Chordata, Actinopteri, Cypriniformes, Cobitidae. Gene Ontology annotation, molecular function: GTPase activator activity; G-protein beta/gamma-subunit complex binding; G protein-coupled receptor binding. Gene Ontology annotation, cellular component: heterotrimeric G-protein complex; cytoplasm. Gene Ontology annotation, biological process: adenylate cyclase-modulating G protein-coupled receptor signaling pathway.
GGUUCGACCGAGUCAUAUACGGAUAUAUCAGUAUAACGUAGAAGAGCUGAUAGUUCAAGUCUGUUCAAACUGGGAUUUACAUCAACGAGGCGAAGACCUCUGUGCACACUUGUACAAUCGCUUUAAAACUUAGGAAAUCCCGUCAGCAAAAUGACUCUCGUGUAGCGUUUCUCCAUUUGGAUACGGUAUUCCAGGGAAUUGUCGGCCAUAAUACCACGCCCGGAGAGGAUACUUUAACACGGGAACAACACUAUUCAUGCAAAUAUUCCCAUCACAAGUUCCUGGACAAGAGACUUGACUUUCUCACGAAAGAAAACAUCAAGUGUCGAUGAGGAGAAUGCUGAACGCGCGUCUACCGUGGAGUUAUUAAGCCUGAUCAAUGAUUGUCUGAGUAAUAUCAAACACAGAACAACCACGUUAGGAUUAAAGCCAGCUGGGACAUUUUGAACUGAAACAUUAAGGAUGCUCUACAGCUACAGAAACAUUUUAUGAAUGACGAACGCAUAGUAUAUUCUCCCUUUAGCUGCAAGGAAACUACUUCUAUGGCAUUUUCCGAGAGAUUAGAUGAGAUCCGGGACUGAUUUUCCUUAAAUUUCACUUAAAUUGUAAAUCUUCCCGGUGGUCAUGACGCUGGACUCGAUGAUGGCGUGCUGCUUGAGCGAGGAGGCGAAAGAAGCGCGGCGUAUCAACGAUGAGAUCGAGCGCAAGCUCCGCCGUGACAAGAAAGAUGCGCGGCGCGAACUCAAGCUGCUACUACUAGGCACUGGUGAGAGUGGAAAAAGUACCUUUAUUAAACAGAUGAGAAUCAUCCAUGGCUCAGGGUAUUCAGAGGAGGAUAGAAGAGGCUUUACCAAGCUGGUCUAUCAAAACAUCUUCACAUCUUUGCAGGCCAUGAUACAAGCUAUGGAAACUCUACACAUUCCCUACAAAUAUGAGCUUAAUAAGGCCAAUGCAAACAUUGUCAAUGAAGUGGAUGUAGAGAAGGUUUACAUGCUUGUCAGCCCCUAUGUAGAUGCUAUCCGGAGUUUAUGGAAUGACCCGGGAAUUCAGGAGUGUUAUUACCGGAGGAGGGAGUACCAACUUUCAGAUUCUACAAAAUACUAUCUUACUUCACUGGAUCGCAUUGCUGAUCAUGCCUAUGUUCCUACCCUGCAAGACGUUCUCAGGGUCAGAGUGCCUACAACAGGCAUUAUUGAAUACCCCUUUGACCUACAGAGUGUCAUUUUCAGGAUGGUGGAUGUAGGUGGCCAGCGGUCAGAAAGGCGAAAGUGGAUUCACUGCUUUGAAAACGUCACCUCGAUCAUGUUCCUGGCAGCACUCAGUGAAUAUGACCAAGUUCUAGUAGAGUCGGACAAUGAGAAUCGAAUGGAGGAAAGCAAAGCAUUGUUUAGGACGAUAAUAACAUACCCAUGGUUCCAGAAUUCAUCAGUUAUCCUUUUUUUGAACAAGAAAGACCUUUUAGAGGAGAUAAUAAUGUUUUCACACCUUGUAGAUUACUUUCCUGAAUUUGAUGGAGCCCAGAGAGACGCUCAAGCUGCAAGAGAAUUUAUCCUGAAGAUGUUUGUCGACCUGAAUCCAGACACGGAGAAAAUAAUUUAUUCUCACUUUACUUGUGCUACUGACACAGAAAACAUUAGGUUUGUUUUUGCAGCGGUCAAAGACACCAUCUUGCAGCACACACUAAAGGAAUACAAUCUAGUCUGAAAACAGACCUUUACACUUUUGCUUUUGUCCAGCCCAGUUAAAGAGCUUAUCAGAUAGCUUGAGUCUGAUUAAUAAAAACUCUGAUUUAAUUGUACGCUGGUCUGAAGUUGGACACGUAUGUUAUUUCUCUAUGAAUUGUAGGAAGAAACACACGCUGCUUAUAACUCACAACUAUUUAUUUGCACAUUUGUCUGUAAGGUCCAACUUAAUUGUUUAUCCAUUUAAAUUAAAAUUGUUACUGAACAGCAUUUGUAAACAUUCUUUUGGUUUAAAGAUCAUGUUUACAUUUUUAUUGCUACAGUAGUGCUCCAUCUUAGGGUAUUUGUUUAAUUAUUCUCAGCAGCAGCAUUAGAUAAGUAAGAAAGCUUCAGUACUUGUAUGGUAUUCUAAUGUGGUAUUCUUUCAAAGGCAGAGAAAACAAUAGAUAGGGGGCUUUUCUGCCCUGCAAAGCAUUUGCAUUUGUAAAGUAUAGAAAAUAGUUUUUUGAAAGUUACAUUAAAUCUAAAAGUGCCAAAGCUUGUAUUACUAAACUUAUGUCAUAUGCAAUAACCAUGCCCUGUUUGUUUAGAAAACAAUAGUAUGUUCUGUUUGUAUUUUUAAAUGAGUGUUGUUUAUUUAUGUACUCUAUGAUAUGCCAAGAGGGGGAUUUUCUGUACUGUAUGAUACCCAACCAAUGUCUUCAUUUAACUAAUGAUGCUUUCUGGUAUUGUAAAAGUGUGGUUAGGUGGUGUAACCAAGCUUUGGUCAAUAUGCAAGUCAUUUUCAAAGAAACUGCCUCUUUGUGAAUUUGAAAGUAGUGAGUCAAAAAAGAAAAGCCAUGGCCAUGAGUAAAGGACCAAAUUACUUUUGCGAUCAUUAAAAACAUUUUUGAUUGGAAGUUGUAAACUAUAUGGACAUCUCUGAAUAUGGAUCCUUUUUUGCUUUUAAACAUUUUUGCAAUAAAAGGCUGCUUUUUAGAAAGAUUAUGUGUUUGUAUACUGUAUGAAGUAUAACAUUAAUUCGACAUAAACCCCUUUAACAGGUUAACCCCUUUAAGCCCCAAUAACAUGCUAUCUUAUGCAAUGACAUAUACAUUUUAAGCAUGGAUUAAGCGUGUAGAUACCUUUAUGCUCGUCGUGUUUUCCAAAAUAAAUAGUGUCGCUGUUUUAUUGAUUACCCACAGGCUUUACCAGGAAAUCUGAUAUUAUGCAUUCUUUACAGUAGUCCAUUGCUGCCUGUUUAUAAACUUCCUCAUUCUGCAAGUGUAAUGUUACACAAGAUACCUACAUGCUCAGUAAAGUACACACUUCAUUUAAGAGCAAAAAAGGGGGCUACAGAGUUUUUUUGUUCUCCAGUGAAAUCAAUCAGUCAAUCAAAAUGUAAAAUGUUUGUUUUAUAGCAGCUUUACAUAACAGAAACCGGGAAAU